AAUAUACCAUCAGACUGUGCCGUGGAAACCUCAGGAGCUUCACUCCGGGCGAUCUCUCCAUGGAAUUCUGCUCAGGAGAGGGAAAAAAUGCAUCUCCGAUUCAAACUAUGACUCGUUCUCCGACACCAAACGGGAAAUCCCACAUUGGAUUGUAAUGGGGAGUGUGAAUUGCUCUGAAGUACAUCUGGGAGGGGUCAGGAGGUUAUUGAUAUUGUUAGACUGCUGGGAUCAGUGGAAACGCAUAAAUAGCUGCAAGAACCUCAGCUAUCUCGCAGUCUUUCUCUGAAUGCCCAGGGACAGGUGACCUCCACUCCAGUCUUCUGCAGAAAACCCAUCCGUCUCUGCAAACCCGAAAAAACAGCAUGGAAAAGAUCAGAUUUGCAAACUGCUGGCUAAAGUGUCUUACCCUGACGCUAGCUAUGCUGUGUGGAGUCCCUGCAAUGCCGGUAGAUGUGGAACGGGUGUGCAUGGCGCCGACCACAGCCAAGUACAGACUGACGUUUACCGGCAAAUGGAGUCAGACUGCCUUUCCCAAGCAUUACCCUCUGUACAGGCCACCUGCUCAGUGGUCCCCCAUUUUUGGAGUAACGCACAGCUCAGAUUAUCACAUCUGGCAGAGUAGCGAAUACGCCAGUAAUGGGGUGAGAGAGUUCUCAGAAAGAGGAGAGGCUUGGACCCUUAUAAAGGAGGUGGAGGCAGCCGGGGAGAGGAUCCAGAGCGUCUAUGGCCUGUUCUCAACACCGCCUGUUAUUGGAGGCACCAGCCAAGCAUCCACAGAAUUUGAGGUUUAUGCAAGACACUCUUUGCUGUCAUUCAUUGUGCGCAUUGUGCCAAGUCCCGACUGGUUUGUUGGAGUAGACAGUCUGAACUUGUGCGAGGGUGAUCACUGGAAAGAAAACAUAAGCUUAGAUCUCUAUCCCUAUGAUGCCGGCACAGACAGCGGUUUCACCUUCUCCUCACCCAAUUUUGAGACCCUUCCUCAGGACAAAGUCACACAGAUAACAUCAUCUUUCCCACGCCACCCUGCAAACUCCUUCUUCUAUCCCAGACUGAAGCAUCUGCCCCCAAUAGCCAAAGUCGUCCUAACCAAGAUCAGGAACAACCAGAUCUUCAGUUUACCCAUUCACCCAACCCAAUCCAAUCAGAUUCCAAAUGGGAAUGAAAUAGACGACUCUCUCAUAAAUACCCCUCUGGACUGUGAGGUGUCUGUCUGGUCACCUUGGGGUCUUUGUAAGGGUCAGUGUGGUGAGAAGGGUGUGAAACACAGAACGCGCUAUAUUCACAUGCAUCCUGCAAACAACGGUGCUCCCUGUCCUCCACUAGAGGAAGACAAACCCUGUGUUCCUGAUAACUGUGUGUAAGGAGGACAUCAACCAAAACCAAAACCACGCUGCUCCUCAUCACAGGGCAGAAUCCACUGGAUACUCAAUUUGAGACUUUUUAAGGGGAAGUACAGUAUCUGUAAGGGUCAUGAUGGGAUGUAAGUGGGUUAACAAGCUCAACAUUACUAAUAUGACAUCUUAGACCACAUUGUAGUUAAAGGGGUCAUGAACUGAAAAUUCAAGUUCUUUUGACAGUUCAGAGGUCAUUAUACUAUAAAAACACCCUGUAGGUUUCAAAACUCAACACUUCUUUAUUUAUAACAACAGCUUUUAUUUAAACCAAGGCAAAAUAUUACUCACGUUGAAAAGUGUGUGACUAUGAUGUCACAGUAAUGUGAAAGAUCACCUCUGCGGGAGAAUAUCCACACCUUUUUAAAUAAUUGCAAUAUGCAAUUCCACACAUGCACAAAUGAGGCGAUUUUUUUAGGUAAAAACCUUUCUAACGUUAUCACAGAGAUCAAUACAAAAUAACAAAAUAAGCCAGUACAUGACCCCUUUAAAAGGAAAUUGAAGUAUCCAAAGCAAUACAGACAUUUUCAGUAAUGUCAAUACAUCUGAGAAUUAAAGUGCAUCUCAAUACAGCAAUUUGCUCUCAUAGCAGGAACUUGGGUUGAAUUUGCUGUAACUUUCACAGACUGACCUCAUGUACUUGAUGCUUGAUAGUGUCACACCAGUUACAUUAUCAAGCUAAACAGAUGAGAUAAAUCACCAUUGUAAAUAAAUACUCUUUUGUUGUCCAAGUAUGUUGUAUUAGUGGUUGGUAUCUGUACAUUAAAUGGAAAACUGUAUAUACAAUUGUAAAUAAAAGAUAAUCUGAAA
Messenger RNA from Paramisgurnus dabryanus, 2201 nucleotides. RefSeq names its product spondin 2b, extracellular matrix protein (gene spon2b). Gene Ontology annotation, cellular component: extracellular matrix. Lineage: Eukaryota; Metazoa; Chordata; Actinopteri; Cypriniformes; Cobitidae. The record is from RefSeq and is a predicted model, not a curated record. Gene Ontology annotation, biological process: cell adhesion.